Acomys russatus (golden spiny mouse) is the source of this 2445-nucleotide messenger RNA. RefSeq names its product transcription factor AP-2 beta (gene Tfap2b). The coding region runs from base 189 to 1787 and encodes 532 amino acids. Gene Ontology annotation, cellular component: nucleus. Gene Ontology annotation, molecular function: DNA-binding transcription factor activity, RNA polymerase II-specific; RNA polymerase II transcription regulatory region sequence-specific DNA binding. Gene Ontology annotation, biological process: anatomical structure development; regulation of cell population proliferation; regulation of transcription by RNA polymerase II. NCBI's taxonomy places the organism in Eukaryota, Metazoa, Chordata, Mammalia, Rodentia, Muridae. The transcript has 8 exons. The record is from RefSeq and is a predicted model, not a curated record.
CUGUGUGCAAUAAUGUUUUUUCUGUCUGCUGAGGCUUACUUCUCCAGCCUAUUGUUUGAGACAACAGAUAUAAGUUGCGAUGGGAGAGGAGCGUCGUCGGAUUUGGUGUGUAUCCCCCAUUUCCAAUUAUAGAUGGAUCAUUACAGACAGCGGAGUCCUGAGAAACCAGACAUCUGCUCCUCACAUGAAUGCACUCACCUCCUAGAGACCAGGCUGCCAUCAUGCUCUGGAAACUCGUGGAGAAUGUCAAGUACGAAGACAUCUAUGAGGACCGGCACGAUGGCGUCCCAAGCCAUAGCUCGAGACUGUCUCAGCUGGGCUCUGUGUCCCAAGGACCCUACUCGAGCGCCCCGCCGCUGUCCCACACACCAUCAUCGGACUUCCAACCACCCUACUUUCCGCCUCCCUACCAGCCGCUACCCUACCACCAGAGUCAAGACCCCUACUCCCACGUUAAUGACCCUUAUUCCCUGAACCCUCUGCAUCAGCCCCAACAGCACCCCUGGGGGCAACGGCAGCGACAAGAAGUGGGUUCAGAAGCCGGCUCUCUCCUGCCCCAGCCCCGGGCAGCCUUGCCCCAGCUCUCUGGCCUUGACCCACGGAGGGACUACCACUCUGUCCGACGGCCUGAUGUGUUGCUACAUUCCGCACAUCACGGCCUGGACGCCGGCAUGGGCGACAGCCUCUCGUUACACGGCCUGGGGCAUCCGGGAAUGGAAGACGUGCAGUCAGUUGAAGAUGCCAAUAACAGCGGCAUGAACCUAUUGGACCAGUCAGUCAUUAAAAAAGUUCCUGUCCCUCCCAAAUCUGUGACUUCUCUAAUGAUGAAUAAAGAUGGCUUCUUGGGAGGAAUGUCAGUCAACACCGGCGAGGUAUUUUGCUCAGUCCCAGGCCGUUUAUCUCUACUCAGUUCAACUUCAAAAUACAAAGUCACUGUGGGAGAAGUUCAGAGACGGCUCUCGCCCCCUGAAUGCCUCAAUGCGUCUCUCCUUGGCGGCGUCCUCAGAAGAGCCAAAUCGAAAAAUGGGGGGAGAUCCUUGAGAGAAAGGCUAGAAAAAAUCGGUUUGAAUUUACCCGCGGGCAGACGCAAAGCAGCAAAUGUCACGUUACUCACCUCCUUGGUGGAAGGGGAAGCUGUUCACUUAGCUCGGGACUUUGGGUAUAUUUGUGAAACAGAGUUUCCCGCUAAAGCAGUGUCUGAGUAUUUGAACAGACAGCACACGGACCCCAGUGACCUGCACUCCAGAAAGAAUAUGCUGCUGGCCACCAAGCAACUUUGUAAAGAAUUUACGGAUCUGCUGGCGCAGGACCGGACACCGAUCGGGAACAGCCGGCCCAGCCCCAUCCUGGAGCCAGGCAUUCAAAGCUGCCUCACGCACUUCAGUCUCAUCACACACGGCUUCGGUGCCCCAGCCAUUUGCGCCGCGCUCACUGCCCUGCAGAACUAUCUCACCGAGGCGCUCAAAGGCAUGGACAAGAUGUUUUUGAACAACAACACUAACAGGCACACGUCUGGGGAAGGCCCAGCUUUACCCGCAUGGUUUAUGAGCUUCUUCAAAGAAGACUUGGGCUUCCUACACAAUCUAGAAGGUACUGAGAAAAAGAAAUCCGAUCCGUUGAAAGUCAAAGCCUGUGUGUCAGAUUCGGGCAGGUUCACUUCUUUAAAGAAGCUCAAAAGGAAUCCUUUAGGAAGUGGCCAGUGUUGGGGAGUAGCUUUGAAUCUUCUUGCUAACACACCUCGACAGGGGAAUUCUUGCAGGGGUGGGGCACUGCAAAACGCAUUUUAAGGGGGGGGGUCGAGUAAGGCAUCUUGGGAACCUAUAUUCUAACAGUAUUGUCUUCACUGAAAAAAUGAAUUCCAUUUCCUUGGAAUCCUGGGGGACUGUUGUUCUAUUGGGGAAAGAAGCAGCUUUGCUGAUGUAAUUGGGGAAGGCAGCCUACACACUACUGUGACACUUUAUGAAUGAAAUAGUUAUCCUUCUCAGAUAUACCCUUGUUUUGACAUGAAAUGGUACACACACACACACACACACACACACACACACACACACUACAAAGCAAAGUGUAAGAGCGUGUAAUUCAGCGUUGGCUUCCUGUGUGUAUAUAUUGGGACUAUUCCCAAUGGAUAGGUUUUAAUGCAUUUAACAUAUUUCACUUCUCUCAGCCCAACUUUUUAACCCAUAUUCUAUCUUAACAGUGCCAUGCAAUAAACCCUACACCUUUAGAAAAAGCAAUGAGGGCCUUGGAGCAGAGUGUUUGGUUGGUGAGAUAGGUACACUCUUUUGGUGUGGGUGCUCCUGUGUCUUUUCAAGAACUUAGUUGGGAUCUUUGCAAAAAUCUAUUGAGAUAAAAAUUCAAAUGUUUUCUGUGAUUUACAAAUAGCCCUUUUCCCCCUAGGAGCCUGGACUCUGUUUUUCCAUUCUUUUCCAACCCACCUUAAGGCAA